Messenger RNA from Papilio machaon (common yellow swallowtail), 3214 nucleotides. RefSeq lists its product as uncharacterized. The transcript has 5 exons. Gene Ontology annotation, biological process: transmembrane transport; monocarboxylic acid transport. Bases 515 to 2818 code for a protein of 767 amino acids. The record is from RefSeq and is a predicted model, not a curated record. NCBI's taxonomy places the organism in Eukaryota, Metazoa, Arthropoda, Insecta, Lepidoptera, Papilionidae. Gene Ontology annotation, molecular function: monocarboxylic acid transmembrane transporter activity.
UCUUUUCCAUUUCGUUGGCCAAUCGCAUUCCAGGAAAGUUCGCUUUUAGUUGAGAAUUCGUGAAUUCAGCACCUAUCAUAAAGUGUUCUUUACUUCGUUCGUAGUAAUUGAUAAUCGAAUGAGUGUUGGUGAAAUAAUUUAUUUUUUGGUUAUCAAGCAACGUAUACCUUGCAAUUUUAAACAAUACACAUUUGCCUUAAUAUUAAUAUAAUACACUAAGUCAUAAAACAAAACGCUGUUCUUCCAAAACGUAAAGAAUCGAAUCAAGUGCCUGUAACAUUUACACGCUUUUGUUUUUAUUAACUUAGCUAUUAAAUCGUUAUUAUCGAGUAUUUCGUGUUUUCGUGCAGAACUUGCAAUGGUCCGAGCUGUUUUCUAGCAUUGUCCAGGCCGAUACAACUUUUUGCAUGAGGUCGCGGCGGCGCUGUGGUGUCCGCAUGGAAGGCAGGCGGACCGGUGAGACCGCGCCGCACAAGCAGGCGCAGCACCGCCGCGUCCGGCGCGCCCCGCCGGCAUGGAUCGCGCGCGCCGCCCGUCGCCGCCGGAGCCCGCGCACCAUCGGCCGCUCCAAGGAGGACCCGGCCAAACCCAGACAGAGGCCCCGCCAGCGGAGGCCUUAAGCGAACCAGAGACUUUGCGGCUCGCCCCGCGCGCGCUCGCCUCCAUACCGGAGAGCGAACCUUUGCUUACUUGCGUAAAUGUCGUCAGUGAAAAUGUGCCGAGGAGACCUGUAGGUCGGUUACAUGUGCAGUUUGACGCGCAGUCGCCGCUCGCCGCCGGCUCCGUGUCCGGCUCGAGCUCGAGCUCGAGCUCCGACGAUGAGGAGCUAUCAAUCGCCGAGGCGCGGCCCCCGGACGGCGGCUGGGGCUGGGUCGUCGUCUUCGCCUCCUUUAUGGUUAACCUUAUCGCCGAUGGAAUCACGUUUAGCUUCGGAGUAUUCUACCCGCAUUUCUUGGAGUACUUCGGCGAGGGUAAAGGCAAGACGGCUUUGAUCGCAGGAAUAUUUAUGGCGAUGCCCCUCCUGUCGGGCCCGAUUUCCAGUUUUUUGACGGAUAGAUAUGGAUGUCGUCGAAUGACUAUUUUUGGGGCUAUUUUGGCAUCCAUUGGAUUUGUUAUAUCAGCGUUCGUUGAUAAUGUGGAGACGCUUUUCCUCACUUUCGGCAUCAUGGCCGGCUUCGGACUGAGUUUGUGCUACGUGGCGGCGGUCGUUAUCGUGGCCUAUUAUUUUGAGAAAAAGCGUUCUUUAGCUACCGGUAUAUCGGUGUGCGGCAGUGGAAUUGGAACGUUUAUCUUUGCACCCCUGACGCACAUCUUGCUGGAGGAGUACGGGUGGCGCGGCACCACUUUGAUACUGGCCGGUUUCUUUCUCAACAUGGCCGUAUGCGGUCUGCUAUUCCGCGAUUUGCCAUGGACCGCAACGAUGAACGAAGAAAGAGCAAAGGAGAGGAAACGAAAGAGGGAACGAAAACGUAAUAAACGCCUAGCGGCUUCGGCCGAUAGCAUUUCGGAUAGCAAGAGCAGCGCCAGUGGCUCGAUUAAAGUAGUCGAGUCCGGAGAUAUAGAGACGGUGUCGUCUCCGAUUGUACCACAAUUUAGUUCCCUAGUGGAUCUGCCGACGUUCAUGACGGGCGGGGAAGGCGUGUCUCUCGAAGUGUUCGAAAUGAUGUCCAACAAAGGCAGAGCGUACGCGAUUAUGGCUCAGAAUUACCCAGGCAUGAUGUUACCUUCGAGGAGCUUCAGCGAUAGCGGAAGGCUGCACGAGCAGUCCCCACCGCGAGCUUUGACGUCACCGGGCACCGCGUCGCCGGGCGCCCUGUCCCCGGCGACGCCACCGCCUCCGCAGGAGAACACCAGCAAUUCUGUGCACCUCGGAGACAAAGCGGCCGUGGCUCUCUGGCUGCGACGACAAGCGGGCGGCAGCACUAAAAAACCUCCGGCGUUUUUGAAAGACUUGAGAAUACAUCGGCAUUCCUUAACGUACAGGGGUGCGAUGUUGAACAUAAGCCGAUACCGGCUGCGAGCUUCAUCGUGUCCUAACAUCUUCAGGAACUCUAUGACCACCAUUGCCAAAGAAAAGGUUCAAUGGUACGCUGGUCUGUGGGAUUUCUGGGACUUGAUAGUGGACGUGCUUGACUUCUCGCACUUUAGGAACCCGGCGUUCCUCGUGUUCACGCUAUCCAACUUCCUGCUUUACAUGUGGUACGAUGUGCCUUAUGUUUACAUCGCUGACAGCGGCAUCAGUCUCGGCUUCAACGAGUCGCAAGCCUCCAUGCUCAUCUCUAUUAUAGGAAUACUUAAUAUGUUCGGAGAGAUCCUGCUGGGCUGGGUGGGGGACUGGGAGUGCGUGGACGCGAGCGCGGUGUACGCGUGCUGCAUGCUGGCGUGCGGCGCGGCCACCGCGGCCAUGCCGCUGCUGCGCGGGUACGUGUCUCUGGCCGCAGCCGCGGGCGCGUUCGGGGCCGCCAUCGCCGCCAACUACUCCCUCACCUCCAUCAUCCUCGUGGAGCAGAUCACGCUCGAGAAGUUCACCAACGCGUACGGUCUGCUGCUGCUCAUACAGGGCGUCGCCAAUCUCGCCGGACCGCCUCUCGCAGGUUGGAUCUACGACAUGACGAACUCGUACGACCUGUCGUUCUACUUGGCGGGGGUGUUCAUUGCGCUGUCGGGGGUGGUGUUCAUCAUCCUGCCGAUCUACAACCGCGUCAAGCGCUACCACCAGCAGCGCAACACCUCCGCCUCCGCCUCCGCCUCCGUCUGCAGCGAGGAGCCCAACAUCGCCAACGGACACCUCAAAGUAAAUGGUAAGCUCCUCGUAUGAUAUCACACUGGAUAAAACAUUAUAUUCAUAUCGGAAUUUUAAUUUUCACUAAGGGACUUUCUAAGUCAUCUUUAAAUUGACUCUGAGUGUGGAAGUUAAUCGCUUUUAACUGUUUAACAAUUGUGUUAAAUUGACUAUUUAAAUAUAUAGGAAUGACAGUAUGUUUUUAUACAAGUGUUUCAACAGUGGAAAUUCACAGUUAAACUUGUUAUGUACAAAAUAUGCGAUAUUUACUAAAAUACUUUUAGUAUAUUAUACGGUAGAGGAGUAGAAAUAGUAAUUGAUUGUAGAAAACUUGAUUGAAAACUUAGGGAAGAAAAUUGAAACGAAAUCGAUUGGAGUUUAAAUUUUACUAUCUUUUAUAAUAUUGAAAAUCUUCAGUAAAACUUUUUACUA